Molecule: messenger RNA, 5025 nt
Organism: Vitis riparia (riverbank grape)
Lineage: Eukaryota; Viridiplantae; Streptophyta; Magnoliopsida; Vitales; Vitaceae
Product: probable calcium-binding protein CML18
Exons: 2
Coding region: 824-1315 (163 amino acids)
Molecular function (GO): enzyme regulator activity; calcium ion binding
Source: RefSeq, a predicted model, not a curated record
GUUUCUAUCAGUGACCAAUGGAACAAUCGCUGUUGACUGGCGACCAAAUUUACCUAAGAAGAAAGAGAUCGCUUCUCGUGUUUUAGAUCCGAAGAUUUUGCAGAGCAUUUCGCAGAUUUUUCGUUUUAGAUUCGCAUUUUCAGCGAUGAACCAUUUCCAAGUGUUUUUGUAGAAAUUUAUUGUUAUUUUUGGAAUUGUAUUUAUGCGUUUGCAGAUUUGUCAUCCGAUGUUGAUGAUAAGAAUCAUUCCUUGUUUUUUGUUUUUAAAAUUUUAUUUUUUUUGUCAUAAAAUGUGAAUUUGGUUGAAAAAGGAGUACAUUGAUUUUGGAGAUUCUUUGGGGAAUCUGAUUUUCUGAGCAAAAACGAGUCAUUGAUUUGAAGAUUCAUUUUGAAAUUUGGUUUUCUGCGCUAAGGUUGAUCUGAGUUUGGUUGAAAACGAAAACGAGAUUGUUUGAUUUUGAAGAUUCCUUAUGAAAUCUGGUUUUCUGAGCAUAAAGUGGUCUUAAUUUGAUUGGAAAAGAAUAUUGAUUUUGAAGAUUCGUUGAAAUUUUGAUUUUCCGACCAAAAAGUGAUCGGAAUCUGAUUGAAUAGGAGUCCUUGAUUUUGAUCUGAAUUUGUUUGAGAAAAUAGAUUGAUUUUGAUUUCUUACAAAAAAAAAAAAAAAAAAGUGAUCUAAUUUGAUUGGAAAAGAGUUAACUGAUUCUGAAGAUUCACUGCAAAAUCUGAUUUUCCUGAGAAAGUGAGCGGUGAAUUGAAUCUGAGUCUCAGUACAAACACCUGGUUGAUGCAAUCAAUAUAACUGAAUUGGAGAUUUUGUUGGUGAGAUGAGUGCAAGCGAACCUGUGAAGCUGGAUGAUGAGCAGCUAGGGGAGCUGCGAGAAAUUUUCCGAUCAUUUGAUCGGAACAAUGAUGGGAGUUUGACCCAGCUUGAGCUUGGAUCACUGCUUAGGUCACUGGGUCUGAAACCCAGUGAGGAUCAACUCGAUUCAUUGAUCCAAAAGGCGGAUAGAAACAGCAACGGCCUAAUUGAGUUUUCAGAGUUUGUGGCACUGGUGGAGCCGGAGCUAAUUCCGGCAAAGUGUCCAUACAAUGAGGAGCAGUUGAGGAUGAUUUUUCGGAUGUUUGAUAGGGAUGAUAAGGGGUACAUCACGGCUGCAGAGCUGGCCCACUCCAUGGCCAAGUUGGGCCAUGCGCUCACUGCGAAUGAGCUGACAGGGAUGAUCAAAGAGGCUGACACCGACGGUGAUGGCUGCAUUAACUUUCAGGAGUUUUCUCAGGCUAUAACAUCUGCAGCUUUUGACAAUUUGUGGGGUUGAAGGUGCUGGCAUAGUCUGGUUUGUCUUCACAUUUUUUGUUUACUCUUAUUGUUCGAGUUGUUCUGCAUUAGGCUUAGUCAAUUUUGACUUUAUUUUCCUUUCCCUGCAUUUUUCCCACAACCAAACAGGAGUUACUUUCCUGCUCUAUUGGAUUUAUGGUUGUGUAAAGCUUUGGAAGCUUGAUUUAGUGUAUCUUCUCCAUUGAUACAUUGAGAAAAGACUUUAUGUACAUUGGAAUUUUGCAAUUCCUCCAUUUUGUCAAUGAGAAUAUAGAAAAUGGGAAUAUUGGAAAACCUUGGAAAUGUGAAUUAUGUAAGAUUAUUGGUGCUGGAUUUUUAUUUAUUUUUUCUUUUGAUGGGGUUACAUACACAUGAAAUUUGAAGUUCAUUAGAACAGAAAAUUUCCAGAUUCCAAUUUGGGAUUUGAAUUUCCAAAUCCCAGAUGGGUAGGGAUUUUUAGUUAAAACUUUUCCACAUUAUAAAUCCAUUGAUUCCUAAGCAAUGUAUAUGCAUUGGUAUAAAAUAUUAUUUGGCAGCAGUUGUAUUUUUUCUCUGGUAGACUGAGAUGUAUUAGUGAAGAUGUUGAGUGAUUUAGCUUGACAUCUCUGUUGUUCCUCCUGAAUGAGCCACUAAGGGCUUUGCUUGAUGAAACUAUGCUGCAAUCUCACUAUGCCAAUCUGCUACUCCUUUUGGAUGCCUUCCCAAAUCUAACAAUAGUGAAUUGAGUUCUUUAACAUUGAAUUGUGGUGCAUUGGUCUGCACAUCUGCCACUUAGAUGUUGAUGAUCUCUUUCAUUUAAGCACAUCAAAUAUCUAAUACUUUCCACUCUUGCAACUAGAAUGAAGUUUUGAUGAAGGUCAGUGCAUGGUUGCAGUGAAUACCCUUUUGCCAUGAGUCUUGCCUAAUGCUUCUGUGGGAAUCCAUCAGCACUAAGCAUUGUCCUAUAGAUCUAGUUUACUCCAACAACAUCCAAUUCCAAUGUAUGAUUUUUCUAUAUCAUCUCCAUGUCCUCAUGUAGGGAUUUUAUCCUAAUUUCUUCCUUUUCUACUUCUUUGGAGUGCUCUGCUUGAAUAAAAAGGUAUGAACAUAUUGUAGAAACUUGUUUUAAGAUUUUAGAACUUCAUUGGAAGGGAUUCUUGCUCUGAGGUUUUGAGAGUAAAGGGGUUAUCUUUACCAAAGAAACAAUUUCUGCAGUUUCUUUUCUUCCUAAUUCCAAGUUUCUUUUCAUUGAAAAUAACACAUCUUCUAAAUUAAUCUCUUAGUUUUAAGAUUAUCGCAUCUAUAAAAUUCCGAUUUGUGGGGUUGAAGGUGCUGGUAUAGUCUUUUAUGUCCAACAUUUUCUGAUUACUGUUACUGUUCUUAUUCUUUUCUAUUAGGCUUGGACAAUUUUGCUUUUAUUUUUUUCCUUCCUGUACUUAAUAGCAACCGCACAGGAUGUGCUUGCAUGUAAAGCUUUGGAAACUUGAUUUGGUGUAUAUUCUCUAUUUGUUUAUCGAGAAGACACUUUCCAUACAUUAAAGUUUUACAGUUACUCUUUUUUUCUGAAUGAGGAAACAGAAGAAUGGAAAUUCAAUAAUGUAGAAGUAUAAAUUAUGUAUGCUUAUGGGCACUGGAGCCUUUUUUUACAGGUUCCUGAAACUUGAAAUUCUGAGCUCAUUAGAAUGGAAAACUUAAAAUAUGUUCUCUGGAUUUCAAUUUGGGACCUGAAUUUCUAAAUCCAAGAUGAUAUGGAUUCUGAGUGAAACAUUUCCCUGCUAUCUCUUCAAAUCCAAGGAUUUCCUGGUUGCUGCAAAUACCCUUUCACUGCUAGUCUUACCUUAUACUUCAGUAUGGAUCCAUCAGGAUUAAGCUUUGUUUUAUAAAUCUGUUUUACUCCAAUAAUGACCAUUAUUAUUAUUUGUUCAUGGCUUUUCUUUGAACUUCUUUGAAUUCUCUGAUACAUUAAUGGAAUAGUUACAUGUCACAAUUUCUAUAUAUUCUUAGAAGGGAUUCUGGUGAAGAUAGACCUGAUUUCAGAGGAAAAUAGUGAGUAUGUGGUGGUUACUAAAGCAAAACUUGACAAGCAGAGCAUAUCUGCCAUAUACUUGCUAGGAGUUUUGCACAAUCCUAACCACAUGUGUGUGUGUGUGUGUGUGUGUGUGUGUGUGUUAUGAUUAUCCAUAAACUUAUCCAAAGAAGUUUAUAUAAUACAUGUGUGUGUUAUGAUUAUCCACAAACUUAUCCAAAGAAGUUUAUAUAAUACAUUCUUAAUGAGAGCCUUAGACCUUUUCUCUUGACAGUUUUUUCUACUCAAAGAAAUGAAAGAUGCAGAAGUUGUCUUUUGCACUUCUGGAGUACUUUUAACUCUUUGUGGAAAAUGAAUUAUUUCACAAGAAUAAGAGAGAAUGAUAAAUGAAAACACAGAGAUGAAAACAAUUCUCAGGUGCAUUUUGUUUCAUACCCAUUGUGUUGAAGAUGUUUGAAUGUGUCAUAGCAUUUGCUACGCUAUAUCAAUGUUUAACAUCCUGCUCUCUGCAGCCAAGCGAUACAAGAAGGUAGUUUUAAUUGUCAUCCAUUUUCUCGUAAUCUCCUGUUAAUGCUUCAAUGAACACUCAACCUCUGCAGUUUAGAUACCAAAGAAUGAGGCAUAGUCUAGUUGUCACCCAAAUUUCUCACAAUCUUCUGUUAGACAUUCAACUGAUGCUCAAUGUUUACAAUGCAGAAAACAUUGUUUGGAGUUACUUCUGUAUGAGGUUGGUUCAAAUAAUCUCUCUUUCCAUAGUUGAUUUACAUUUAGAUUUCUUUUUCUAUGUUUUCUUCUUUUUGUUUGGUGUCUUUUUUUUAAUCAAAGCCGAAGGAUCUAUUAUUAUACACUUUUAUUGAUGUAGGAGUUGAAAUAUCUUAUUUCUACUAGAUAGAAAAAAAAAUCAUCUUUUACAGACAAUUUUGGAACAAAUAAGUAGGUAAAUCAUUGAUCUAUAUGUAUAGCCACUGGGAUCUAUUUAAGGAGCUACUCUAGUAUCUCUAUAUCGAAUGCUCUUUCCCCAGGAGUAGCAUGAGAUGGCUUUGAUAUCUUCAAUGCUGAAGGAUUCAACUCUUCAUUGUUUCCACGUGAUGACACUAAAUUUUGUCACAGAUGAUUCCAAUGUGCAAAUAGAUUUGGGGGUGGAGGAUCCUCUAUCUCUCCCUCAAGUAUCUUUACCACCAUAGACAUUUUCUCUGCUUUCUUUCUGUUAUUCUCUUCAAUUCCACAAAGUGACAGCAUCUCUGCUAAUUCAUUAUUUGCAAACAUCACACUUGCAGGUGACAGGAUAUCGCUUUGGAAUCUCUGGGGCAGCAUAUGCUGCUAUCCCCCUAAAGGCCGUCAUGGUAACAUGGGAGCUAUCCCUAUUACAGAGCUUUGCCAGUCCAAAAUCAGCCAAUUUUGGAGGUAUGCAAUUCCUUUUGCUGUUCCGAUUGCUGUUUUUUGCUGCUUCCCCCAUUCAAUUGCCUGGUUCUCAGAAACAAGAGCCUGUUCAGUGAGCCAUUCCCCACAUACUCAUAAGGGUUCACAUGGUUAAGUCAAAACAGAAACCAUGGAGCCUAACUAGGUUGAUAUGGUAUGUUCCUUCAGUGGUGGCAACCUUAGCCAUGAACUGCUCUUUGAUGUUCUUAGAUAAAUUAUUGUUGAGCACUUUGACAGCCACCCACAAACCAUUGUUUUGACCUGUGAGUCUAAGGUUAUGUUUGUUU